Molecule: messenger RNA, 2541 nt
Organism: Lathyrus oleraceus (garden pea)
Lineage: Eukaryota; Viridiplantae; Streptophyta; Magnoliopsida; Fabales; Fabaceae
Product: phospholipase A1 PLIP2, chloroplastic
Exons: 5
Coding region: 201-2315 (704 amino acids)
Biological process (GO): lipid metabolic process
Molecular function (GO): glycerophospholipid phospholipase A1 activity
Source: RefSeq, a predicted model, not a curated record
GUCACCCGUUUUUAGUUUUCCGUUUCGACUCCCUUCCCUUAAAAUAAACUCCUUCGUUCUUUCUUUCCCUCAUUCUUUCUUUCUCUCGUGUUUUUUUUUUCUUUUCAUUUUUUUGAAAAAAACAACAUCGAAAAACAUCAUCGUUCAAACAUUGUUUCUGUUUUUUUUUUUUUUUUUUUUAUAUUCUGGAAAACAAAAUAAUGGAAACUAUGUGUUUAAAAACUGGGAUAGUUCCGUCGAUCUCCAUUGCUGGAUCGUUAGAUACACGCGCUUCUCCGUCUCAGGUUAGUGCGGUGGGUCGUUCCGCCGUGGAGAAACCGUUGCGGAAUUCGUUAUUUUCUAGAUUCUCGUUUCGGUACCCUCUGGAGUCGUUAUGGCCGGGACAACGGAGUUCUAGGAAUGGGAAUAGGACGUUUAGUGGUUUGUCUCUCGAUGACGCUGUUAUGGCGGAGAACGGAGAGACGGAGUCUGUGAAAGAUGAGGGGGAGGAUGGAAGCGUGAAUGGCGGGGAGGGGAGGAGAGAGAAUUGGGUUUUGAAGAUUUUGCAUGUGAAGUCUGUGUGGAAAGGGGAACGGGGGAAUGAAAGGGAAGGAACCGAGAACGAUGAAAACAAUGGUGGUGGUGAUGAGGCUUGUGAUAGUUGCGCGGUUGAGAAUGAUGAUGGCGAAAAAGAAGAUUUUGAAUUUGAUAGAGGCUCGUUUUCGAAGAUGUUGAGGAGGGUGUCUUUGGCUGAAGCUAGAUUGUAUGCGCAGAUGUCACACUUGGGGAGCUUGGCUUAUUCUAUACCCAAUAUCAAGCCAGGGAAACUCUUGAAACAUUACGGUCUGCGUUUUGUAACUUCAUCGUUAGAGAAAAAGGAAUUGGCAGCUAAAUCGGAGAAAAAUCCUCAGGAAGUUGAAAGUCAGGAGAAGCAAGAAGAAGCAAAGGAGCCAAAUAAUGGUGGAUAUAGGAUAAGUGCGACGGCUGCUUAUAAUAUUGCUGCCUCCGCUGCUUCGUAUCUGCACGCUCAGACAAAGAGCAUACUUCCGUUCAAAUCUUCAAAUACGGUGGCUGGUGAAGGAAUCAAUGAAAAUCUUAACAUGAUGGAUGCAGAGGUGGCAUCUUUGAUGGCGACUACUGAUUCAGUGACAGCAGUGGUUGCAGCAAAAGAGGAAGCAAAGCAGGCUGUUGCAGAUGAUCUUAACUCAACUCGUUCAUCACCUUGUGAGUGGUUCAUCUGCGAUGACAACCAGAGUGGUACAAGAUUUUUUGUUAUUCAGGGUUCGGAGUCAUUAGCAUCUUGGCAAGCAAACCUACUUUUCGAGCCAAUUAAAUUUGAGGAUUUGGAUGUCCUUGUUCACCGAGGUAUUUAUGAGGCUGCUAAAGGAAUAUAUCAACAGAUGCUGCCGGAAGUUCAUGCGCACCUAAACUCUCGAGGCUCUCGUGCAAAUUUUCGAUUCACUGGACAUUCACUUGGUGGAAGCUUGGCAUUACUUGUAAAUCUCAUGCUGUUCAUAAGAGAAGAAGUACCUAUCUCCUCUUUACUCCCUGUGAUAACAUUUGGUUCCCCUUCCAUCAUGUGUGGAGGUGACACUCUACUAGACAAGCUCGGUCUUCCGCGAAGUCAUGUUCAGGCAAUUAUAAUGCACAGAGACAUCGUACCACGGGCAUUCUCUUGCAAUUACCCUGACCAUGUUGCAAAAAUCUUAAAGGCUAUCAAUGCGAACUUUCGGAAUCACCCGUGCCUCAAUAACCAAAAGCUACUCUAUACACCAAUGGGUGAACUAUUGAUUCUUCAACCAGAUGAGAAAUUUUCACCAAGCCACCAGCUUCUGCCACAAGGCAGUGGUUUAUAUCUUCUGUGCUGUCCUUUGUCAGAACCUAACGAAACGGAGAAGAAGCUCCAAGCUGCGCAAUUGAUGUUCUUAAACACACCUCAUCCACUUGAGAUACUAAGCGACAGAUCCGCAUACGGAUCUGGAGGAAGCAUACAAAGAGAUCAUGACAUGAAUUCCUACUUAAAGACAGUGAGAAGCGUGAUUCGCCAAGAACUUAACCAAAUCCGCAAAUCAAUGCGGGAGAAAAGGCGCAAGGUAUGGUGGCCAAUUGUAUUACCACGACGAGUGGAUACCAGCAUUGUUGUCGGGAAGUCUGUGGUAUCGAUUAAUAUCAGUCAACGCCAGGCGCGGUUCUCUGGCAUAAUGAAGACAGGAAAAGAGUCCUUGAAAAGGUUUAGCAGGCUUAUUGCAUCUCAACACAUGCAGUUGUUUGUGUUGCUUUUUUUCCCUGCUAGGAUGUUAAUCUUAGGUGCUUAUAGCUUAAUUAGCCUUCGAUGAAUAUGAAAUUAUUCAUUAAUUUUAUUAAAAGGGAGGUAAAAAGGAGUAGAAAAGUGCAUGUAUAAAACAAAACAACAGCACAUGUUAGUUGUGGAUGUUAUUGUUAGGUGAUUCUUUAUUCAUUGAUUUCAAAAUUGAAAUAUAUAUUAUGUAUCUCAUGAAUGCUACUUUUUGUAGAGGAAUAUUCCUCACAUGUUACCAAUUAAUUUAAUUAUAUUUUUAAGUA